This is a messenger RNA of Castor canadensis (American beaver), 711 nucleotides long. RefSeq names its product apolipoprotein B mRNA editing enzyme catalytic subunit 1 (gene Apobec1). The record is from RefSeq and is a predicted model, not a curated record. NCBI's taxonomy places the organism in Eukaryota, Metazoa, Chordata, Mammalia, Rodentia, Castoridae. Gene Ontology annotation, molecular function: zinc ion binding; RNA binding; cytidine deaminase activity. Gene Ontology annotation, biological process: cytidine to uridine editing. Gene Ontology annotation, cellular component: nucleus; cytoplasm.
AUGGCUUCUGAGACAGGUCCUUCAGCUGGUGACCCCACUCUGAGGAGAAGAAUCGAACCCUGGGAAUUUGAAGUCUUCUUUGAUCCCCGGGAACUGCGUAGAGAGACCUGUCUGCUCUAUGAAAUCCAGUGGGGUACCAGCCACAGGAGGUGGCGGAAAUCAGGCAAGAACACCACCAAUCACGCUGAAGUUAAUUUCAUAGAAAAACUGACUUCAGAAAGACAGUUUUGCCCGUCUGUCAGAUGCUCCAUCACCUGGUUCCUGUCCUGGAGUCCCUGCUGGGAAUGCUCCCAGGCUAUUCAAGAAUUUCUGAGUCAACACCCUAAUGUGACUCUGGUGAUUUAUGUAGCUCGGCUUUAUUACCAUAUGGAUCAGAGGAACAGGCAAGGACUCAGAGACCUCGUUAACAGUGGAGUGACCAUCCAGAUCAUGAGUGUCCCAGAGUAUUGUUACUGCUGGAGGAAUUUUGUCAACUUCCCACCUGGGCAGGAAGCGCACUGGCCGAGAUACCAGCCUCAGUGGAUGGCACUGUACGAGCUGGAGCUGCACUGCAUCAUCCUGAGUCUUCCACCCUGUUUAAAAAUUUCAAGAAGAUGUCAAAAACAGCUUACAUUUUUUGGACUUACUCUUCAAAAUUGCCAUUACCAAGCAAUUCCACCUCACAUCCUUUUAGCUACAGGGUUGGUACUACCUUUUGUGCCUUGGAGAUGA